AUGGCGGCAAGAUACGACAGAGCUAUCACAGUCUUCUCCCCGGACGGCCAUCUUUUCCAAGUGGAGUACGCGCAAGAAGCUGUAAAGAAAGGCUCCACAGCGGUGGGUAUCAGGGGCAAAGACAUAGUCGUCCUCGGAGUUGAGAAGAAAUCGGUAGCCAAGUUGCAAGAGGAGAGAACCGUCCGCAAGAUAUGUGCCCUGGAUGAGCAUGUCUGCAUGGCAUUUGCAGCUACUCUGAUGUUUGCAGGACUGACAGCAGACGCUCGAAUAGUGAUUAACAGAGCGCGUGUUGAGUGCCAGAGCCACCGGUUGACUGUGGAAGAUCCUGUCACUGUGGAAUACAUCACACGUUACAUAGCCACACUGAAACAGCGUUACACUCAAAGCAACGGUCGAAGGCCGUUCGGCAUUUCUGCCCUGAUUGUCGGCUUCGACUAUGAUGGAACUCCCAGGCUGUACCAGACUGACCCGUCAGGGACCUACCAUGCUUGGAAGGCGAACGCAAUUGGUCGGAGUGCUAAAACGGUGAGAGAGUUUCUGGAGAAGAACUACACAGACGAAGCCAUCGCUGGAGACAAUGAAGCGAUCAAGUUAGCAAUCAAAGCGUUGCUUGAGGUGGUCCAGUCAGGAGGAAAAAAUAUUGAGCUGGCUGUUAUCAGACGGAAUCAACCACUGAAGAUCCUGGAGUCCAAGGAGAUCGAGACUCUGGUGGCUGAGAUUGAAAAGGAAAAAGAGGAAGAGGCUGAAAAGAAAAAGCAGAAAAAGUCCACUUGA
This is a messenger RNA of Nerophis lumbriciformis (worm pipefish), 774 nucleotides long. NCBI's taxonomy places the organism in Eukaryota, Metazoa, Chordata, Actinopteri, Syngnathiformes, Syngnathidae. The record is from RefSeq and is a predicted model, not a curated record.